This is a messenger RNA of Acanthochromis polyacanthus (spiny chromis), 1413 nucleotides long. RefSeq names its product chromatin accessibility complex subunit 1 (gene chrac1). Gene Ontology annotation, molecular function: protein heterodimerization activity. The transcript is spliced from 3 exons. Lineage: Eukaryota; Metazoa; Chordata; Actinopteri; Pomacentridae. Bases 85 to 450 code for a protein of 121 amino acids. The record is from RefSeq and is a predicted model, not a curated record. Gene Ontology annotation, cellular component: CHRAC; nucleus.
AAGCGUCGUCAACACGAAGAAGAAGAAACCGCGUCACCGUUCAAAACAGUACUUGAAGUUCCGACUGUCUGGCGCUGCGUCCUCAUGAAGAUGUCUCAAAAUACUCCCGACAAAGACGACCAAACGUCGAGCACCAAGAGGAACAUCUCGCUGCCCAUCUCCAGGGUGAGACUGAUCAUGAAGAGCUCCCCAGACGUGUCCAGCAUCAACCAGGACGCUCUGUUUCUCACCACCAAGGCGACGGAGCUGUUCGUCCAGCAUCUAGCUCUGUCCUCGUUCAACAACGGCUCCGGGAAGGAAACCAACAGCCUGUCGUACAGCGACCUGGCGAGCACCGCGGAGGAGACCGAGACCUUCCACUUCCUCACAGAUAUCCUGCCUAAGAAGAUCUUGGCUCGGGAUUACCUCAAGUCUUUGGAGCAAAUGCAAGAAGAGGAAGGUGAUUUUUAAAAAACAGAGGAAAGCUGGAUGAGUUUCCCAUCUGGAUGGAUGUUAUUACAUGUAGUCGUCCCGCCUGUCAUCGAGAGUAAAGUGGCUGGCACAAGAGACGCUUUGAACUUUCUCAGUGCUUUUAAACGCACUGACAGAGUUCAUCUGUAGGAAUUUUGGAAAGAGUUAGAGGACACGGAGCUGAAAGUAAAACCCGCAUGGGAUUGAUGUGAAAUCAAGUGAAGACUGAAAGAUCAGCUUCAACCACAACGACACAGAGAGUCUUAGAAGAACAUAGAAGUUUCACCACACGUCUAUGAUAAAUAACUGAUGCCGACAAACUGAAUUUCUAACAAUGGCCCCUAAAAAAGCAGGUUUGCGGCUUAAUUGAUUACCUCUACACAGGCAUAUUUUUGAAAUUAUUUUUAUUGUUUUAUGCAUCAGAAUGGGCUUUUGGCCUGUAUACCGAGACUGAAGGUUUUCUGUCAGCAAAGUCUUACAUUUUAUGCUUAUUUUGCAUUCACUACCAUCAGGAAAAGUGAAAUGAGCUCACUCCGAUCCAUUCCACACAGCUGCAGCACAGAUGUCUGAACUCCAGACUUACUAUUGCCUUUAAAACACGACCGAGGGAGCUCUUUAUUUUGGGGCCGUUGUCAAGCAUUGAUUUGAAAGCAAAAUGUGCCGUUACUGAUAGUAGGUUACACAUGAUGCUGUAGUUUUUGUUAAAACGAUACGGUCAUGUUUUGAACUCUGAGUAGAUCACAAUAAAUACUUGAAAAUUGUUGGAGCUAAUCAAAAUACAAAUACCUCUGUUUUUUCCAGCAUAACUGCAAAAUACCUGCUGUUUUUCCAAAUGAAACAUUCACUCUCAGCCUAAUAGAUGUGAAUAUUUAACGUGUAUACAGUGUAGAAGGCGUCCUCCUUGUCUAUUUACAAAUUUGUGGUUUAGAUUUGAUAUUAAAAUAAAGAUUCACGCUGUAUGAC